Ipomoea triloba (trilobed morning glory) is the source of this 2446-nucleotide messenger RNA. Its product is annotated as probable receptor-like protein kinase At2g42960. The transcript has 8 exons. NCBI's taxonomy places the organism in Eukaryota, Viridiplantae, Streptophyta, Magnoliopsida, Solanales, Convolvulaceae. The record is from RefSeq and is a predicted model, not a curated record. Gene Ontology annotation, molecular function: protein kinase activity; ATP binding. Gene Ontology annotation, biological process: protein phosphorylation. Bases 599 to 2101 code for a protein of 500 amino acids.
UUUUCCUUUACUCUCUCUCUCUCUAUCUUUCUCUCUCUCAGGUUUCCUCCAUUGCAAACCAAGCUUUCUAUCCAGCUUUGCUUUGAGAGGUCCCUUUGCACCCCACAUUUCACACCACCAUACCAAACUGUGUUAACCCACCCUACCAUUUUUGGCAUCUGUUUCUCUCUCUACAGUUGUCCGUGAGAAAGAUUAGAUUUUUUGUCUGGCCGUGUUUGAGGAAUUGUAUUGUUUUCAUCAAUUCUUUUUUGGACCACAUUAGCCCAUUUCCAUUUUUCCCCCCUUUCUUCUGCUUCUGAACUACUCAUCUGCAGAGAAAAAACUGUGGCUUUGGCUUUGGCUUUUGUGGGUUCUUUGAGUGUUGUGUUUGUGUUUGUGUUUCAUCUCUGCAUUGGCUUAUCCAUCUAUGCUUGUUGGGUCUCUGGUGGAAAAAGAGGCUUUUUCUUUACUCCUUUGGCUUCUCUCAAAGAGGAAGAUCAGAGGGGUUAGGUUUCUCCCUUUCUUUUUCUUUUCUGGAGGAUAGCAAUGGAGUAAAUCGGAGUUCGAAAAGUAGAGGACAUAGACAGAUUUUGCCUUUGCAUAUCGUUUUUUGCUGAAAAUGUCAUCGGGGGAUUUAAAUGCUGAAUUGUCGAAGAGGACAUCAUUUUUUGGUCUAAAACUAUGGGUUAUCAUUGGUAUUUGUGUUGGUGUGUUCAUCGUUGGGAUUCUAUGUCUUUUGUCAGUAUGGGUAACGUUUCAGAGAAAAUCUAGACGAAAACUUGACAAGUACUCACAUUAUCAAAUACCUAACGUCUCGAAGGAUAUCAAGAUUGAUAGAGUUGCUGUAAAUGAUCAGCCUGAAAGUUUGUUUCUAACUAUCCAUGAUAAAUCGAGCGAGAAGAAUUCUGAGAAACUGAUAGCUCAUUUAGAUAGGAGUAAAUCGAGUGACGGGGAUAACAUCAGUCAAUGCAGCUCCAUUUACCAUCACGAAAGGGGAUUUAGUUCACAAUCGGGGGAGGAAGGUAGCUCGGGAACCGUUCGAAAGCAGUCUUCUUCUUAUGGACUUCCCAUGGCAUCUCCUUUGAUUGGCUUGCCCGAGGUUUCACAUCUCGGGUGGGGCCACUGGUUCACGCUUAGAGAUCUUGAGCUUGCAACGAACCGUUUUUCUGCAGAGAAUGUGAUUGGAGAAGGAGGCUAUGGAGUUGUUUAUAAAGGUAGAUUGAUUAACGGGACAGAAGUAGCAGUAAAGAAGCUCCUAAAUAAUCUUGGGCAAGCAGAGAAAGAAUUCAGGGUUGAAGUGGAGGCCAUUGGCCAUGUUCGACACAAGAAUCUUGUGCGCCUUCUUGGUUAUUGCAUAGAAGGUGUUCAUAGGAUGCUGGUGUACGAGUAUGUUAACAACGGGAAUUUGGAGCAGUGGCUUCAUGGAGGCAUGAGACAACAUGGUACCCUUACUUGGGAAGCUCGUAUGAAGAUUCUUCUCGGUACUGCUAAGGCGCUUUCAUACCUACACGAGGCUAUAGAGCCUAAAGUUGUGCACAGAGACAUAAAAUCCAGCAAUAUUCUUAUUGAUAGUGACUUUAACUCCAAGGUUUCGGAUUUUGGACUGGCAAAGCUCUUGGACUCUGGAGAAAGUCACAUAACAACGAGAGUAAUGGGAACAUUUGGCUAUGUGGCUCCGGAAUAUGCAAAUACUGGGUUGUUGAACGAAAAGAGCGACAUUUACAGUUUUGGUGUGUUACUACUCGAAGCAAUUACUGGAAGAGACCCGGUGGACUAUGGUCGGCCCGCUAAUGAGGUCAAUCUUGUCGAGUGGCUCAAAAUGAUGGUUGGGUACCGCAGAGCCGAGGAAGUCGUGGACCCUAACCUCGAAGCUAAACCUAGUACCCGCUCUCUGAAACGUGCACUUCUGGUGGCUCUUAGAUGCGUGGAUCCCGACUCUGAAAAGCGGCCUAAAAUGAGUCAGGUCGUUCGGAUGCUGGAAGCAGAUGAAUUCCCUUAUCGCGAGGACCGUAGGAACAGAAAAAGUCGAACAGCGAGCAUGGAAAUUGACUCGAUAAAGGACGGUUGCUGUUCAACGGAUGUGGAAAGCAGAGCGGGACAGUCAGACAGCGUCCAUGGAUAGGAACAGACAGACUCACAGACACAUGACCCCGGUGAAUAAUUGUGGGCUCUUUUCAAACGUUUGUUUGAAGAUAAGAGAUUCCUGUGCGUGACAGAUAACCACAUGGAUGAUAGUGUUGCUUUAAAUCUUGAGUCGUUGGCUGUUCUUUCAAUGUAGAUUUAGUACAACCAUUAGGCAGCGAGCUGCCAGAAUCGAAGGGGAGCGUUAUGUAGUAGAGAUCAAGAUUGAGAUCAUUACUGUACAGUUUUUAAGUUAUUGUGUUUUGUUGCCCUUCAAUACAUGACACCUUGAGAUCAUUCUGUCUCUUUUAAGGUUUUUUGUUGAGUUUAUGUUCUUGUUCUUGAA